This is a messenger RNA of Macrobrachium nipponense, 13271 nucleotides long. RefSeq names its product neurobeachin-like (gene rg). Gene Ontology annotation, biological process: intracellular protein localization. Bases 137 to 9988 code for a protein of 3283 amino acids. The transcript has 49 exons. Gene Ontology annotation, cellular component: cytosol; membrane. Gene Ontology annotation, molecular function: protein kinase binding. The record is from RefSeq and is a predicted model, not a curated record. NCBI's taxonomy places the organism in Eukaryota, Metazoa, Arthropoda, Malacostraca, Decapoda, Palaemonidae.
CAGCUUCAAGACAAGCAAAGGUGUGGGUUACUCGGCUCACUUCGUCGGGAACUGCUUAGUUCUGACCUCUCUCAAGAUCAAAGGCAAAGGAUAUCAACACUGCAUCAAGUAUGAAUUUCAACCAAGGAAGUGGUAUAUGGUCGCUGUUGUGUACAUCUAUAACCGAUGGAGCAAGAGCGAGAUCAAAGUCUUCGUCAAUGGACAACUGGCCUCCAACACAGAGAUGACUUGGUUAUGCUCCACAAAUGACACAUGGGACAAGUGCUACAUCGGUGCCACACCGGAACUGGACGAGGAGCGCGUCUUCUGCGGCCAGAUGAGCGCCGUGUACCUGUUCUCAGAAGCCCUGACGGCCCACCAGGUGUGCGCCAUGCACCGUCUAGGGCCCGGAUACAAGAGUCAGUUCCGGUUUGACAACGAGAGUUACCUGCAAUUGCCAGAAAACCACCGAAGGGUGUUGUAUGACGGAAAGUUGGCGGCAGCGAUAGUUUUUAUGUAUAAUCCAGUGGCAACUGAUUCCCAGCUCUGCCUUCAGUCUGCACCAAAAGGAAACCCUUCUUUUUUCGUUCACAAUCCACAUGCUUUAAUGCUACAGGAUGUGAAAGCAGUUGUUACCUACAGCAUCCACAGUACCUUAAAUAGUAUGGGAGGCAUUCAAGUGCUGUUUCCGCUGUUCCAGCAGCUUGACCUACCCCAUGACACACCGCCAGCUAUUAACGAUUAUUACAACACCAACAAAGAUCCUUCUUUAGGAUCUACCUUAAUAGGUUUUAUUUGUGAGAUGGUUGAAAGCUGUAAUACAGUUCAGCAGCACAUGGUUCAAAAUAGAGGGUUUCUUGUAAUAUCCCAUCUCCUUCACCGCGCCUCAAGACACCAUGUUACAAUGGAAGUGCUAACUGCCUUUCUAAAACUUACAAAGUUCCUUGUCACCUGCCCUAAUUCAAAUUCAGAUCUUUUACUAAAACAGCUGCUGGACCACAUCUUGUUCAAUCCAUCUCUGUGGAUAUAUUCUCCAGUUGUAGUUCAAAUGCGGCUUUACACUUACUUAGCAACAGAGUUCCUGUCAGACACGCAGAUAUACGGAUCUGUCCGGAGAGUGUCCACAGUGCUGCAGACUAUGCACACUCUGAAGUACUAUUAUUGGGUAGUCAAUCCCAGGGACAAGAGUGGCAUUAAUCCAAAAGGUCUUGAUGGACCACGCCCAAGUGAUAAGGAUGUUGUUAGUUUGCGUGCAUACAUGCUACUGUUUCUCAAGCAACUUAUUAUGAUAGGCAAUGGUGUCAAGGAAGAUGAACUUCAGGCUAUCUUGAAUUUUCUCUCUACUAUGCAUGAGGAUGAAAAUCUCCAUGAUGUGCUGCAGAUGCUCAUGUCCCUUAUGUCAGAACAUCCAUCUUCAAUGGUGCCUGCCUUUGAUGCUAAACAUGGGGUACGGACAGUUUUCAAGCUUCUAGCUUCAGAGAGUCAAUUGAUCAGAUUACAAGCCCUCAAGUUGCUCGGUUACUUCCUUUCAAGAUCAACCCACAAGCGCAAGUAUGAUGUCAUGAACCCCCACAACCUCUACACCCUGCUGGCUGAGAGGCUGUUGGUCCACGAGGAGACAUUAACAUUGCCCACCUACAACUGUUUGUAUGAGAUCUUAACGGAACACAUCAGUCAGCAAGUUAUGUAUUGUAAGCACCCUGAACCUGAAUCACAUUACCGAUUAGAGAAUCCAAUGAUCCUGAAAGUCUGUGCAACCCUGAUUCGACAGAGCAAGCCAUCCGAUACAUUAAUGGAAGUUAAGAAGCUAUUUUUGUCAGAUAUGACAUUACUUUGCAAUAAUAACCGAGACAAUAGGAGAACAGUCUUGCAGAUGUCUGUGUGGCAGGAAUGGUUAAUAGCACUGGCAUAUAUACACCCAAGGUCAACUGAAGAACAGAAAAUUAGUGACAUGGUGUAUUCACUCUUUCGGAUGUUAUUGCAUCAUGCCAUUAAGUAUGAAUAUGGAGGUUGGCGGGUCUGGGUUGACACUCUUGCCAUAGUGCAUUCAAAGGUGUCAUAUGAAGAAUUCAAGCUUCAGUUUGCCCAGAUGUAUGAGCAGUAUGAGAGACAUCGUUCGGAUAAUAUAACUGAUCCCGCUAUUCGACAACAGCGUCCAAUAUCUACUAUAUCUGGUUGGGAUAACAGACAGUAUUACGUAAAUGCAGAGAUGUACCGUAAUGGUGGUGGUCCAGAGAUGGAAGCAGAGAAAAUCCAUGCUGUUGAAAAUGGGAAACCUUCAGACACCCCAGAACCAGAACUUGACAUUCCAAAAGAUCAUGAAAUUGAUCCUGUCAUGAAAGGCGAUAAUUGCUUGACUAAAUGUGAGAGUGAGAGGUUAAGUUCAGAGGAUCAGCGGUGUAAGAGACCUAGUGGAGGAUGUGAAAAGAAGGAGACAUUUAGUGAUAAAUCAAUUGCCUAUAGAUUAACCGAAGCAGGAGAAAAUAUGUCAGAUGGAACACUGGAAAUAAAGCAGGUGGAGGAGUUGAAAAGUAUUGAGGACAAAGAUUCUGCCUCCUCAUGUUCACUUUUCACACCUGAAAUAGUAACAGAUAUUCCAUGUUCUGUGCCUAGUGAUCCUGUUGAGUCACUGCAGCUCACAUCAAAGGCACAUGAAGAGGUGAUUAGUAUAGCAAGUGAAGAGGACCUGAAAAGUAUUGAAGUAAUUGACACAAGUAGUGUGGAAGUUCAAGUGCUUGACAAUAGAAAUGUUGAUAAUAAAGAACUGGAGGAGGGAGUACAGGAAGUGGAAGAAAAGAUUAGAUUAGAUGCUGCUGAUGAAGUUGAGAAGGAGAGAGACAGUGUAAAGAUUGAAGAUGUUGCCAAUGAAACUACAGGGACUCCCAAAAAAGGAGAAAGUAGUAAAAGUGAGGAUGAAGGUAAAUCUGAUGAAGAGGAAAAGAAAGAUGAGGACAAAAAGGAAGAAGCAUCCGAUGAAGAAAAUAAUGAAAACAAAUUAGAUGCUACCUCUAAGUUGUCCUCAGUGUUGGAGCCUGAACAGAAAGAAGUACUGAAGGACGAUGAGAAGGACACUUCUGUAAAAGAUGCUGCAACCACAGACCAGGAUAUAGUCGUUAAAAGUACCAAUGAAGAAAGUAAAAUAGAAGGUAGUCUCUCUGAAGGGAUUGCUCCUGAAACAACUUCAGUUGAAGGACAGGCCACUAAAGAAGAGAAUGUAAUUAAAGAAGAAUCAGUUGAAAACAAAGAGACAGAAGAUGUUAAAGAGGACAUUGAAGGAAGCAAGGAGGACUCUGCAAAGGAGCAGGUAACAGGACUUAGUGAUAUAAAGAUUCCAGUCAUUCCACAACAAGAAAUGAUAGCUACAAUAUCAGGUAGCCUACAUGAAAAGGAUAAAUGUGAAAAAGAAAGGGAGGCAAAAUUAGUUGAUGAAAGUGAAAAAGUAGUGCAAAGUGACAGUAUAGUUACUAAAAGUACUGAACCAGAAAAAGGGGAAAGUGAAGUUUGUAGUGCUAUCACUUUGAAUUCUAGUAUAGACAACAGUAAUGUUUUGGAAUUAGACAGUAAAAGUAAAGAAAACAAAGAAACAGAUAAAUCAGAAGUAAGGUUAGAAUCAGAAAAUAUAGGUAUAGAAAAUAACAAUAGCAUAGAAAAGACAAAUUUAGGUAGUGGUAAUAGUGCUGAUGGUGAUGUAGAUGAAACACCUGUGUCAAAUGUGUCAUCGACAUCAAGUAAAGAUACAGUUGAAGUAUCUGCCUCUGAAGAUUCAACAGAAAAAUCUUCGCAAAUCUGUGAUAUUGUACAAAGGACAUCUAAUUCUGUUUUCUCCCCUGAAGCUUCUAGUCCUGUUUGUAGUGCUCCUGAAACUCCUAAAAAUGUCUCAUUAACACAAACAACUAAUAAGAUUUUACCUGAAAUUACAUCAGAGCAGACCAACACUGAAGUACAAUUAAUAAACAAAGAAGUACAAGACAAAACUAAGGAAGAAGAGGAACCAUCCUCCAAGAAAGAAGACGCUCAUGUUUCCCCGAAGAAAGAAGUGCUUCCCUCUUCAGUGACAGAGGGAAAAGAUUCUCCAGUGCAUGUGGUUUCAAGUUCCUCAAAGGAUGAAGCGUCAGGUUCUCCAAAGAAAGAAACGCCAGUUUCCUCGGAUGUAGAAAAUGAUGUAAAUUCCAUAGAGAUUACCCAGUCCCCCAAAAGAAUAAGUACGGAGGCCUUACCAAAUGAUGGAAAAGCAGAUACAAGUGAUCUUUCUAAGAAUGAAACUUCAAAAAUAGACAAAAUUGUUGCAAGUUGUAGUGAUCUGCCUAAAGACCAGGAGUCUCAAACUGAGGAAACUGGGGAUGAGGAGCUGAAUAAAGUCGACGACGAAGAUGUUACAGAAUCAAAAACAGAUGGCACAUUAUCAUGUGGUGAUACAGAUAAAGAAGAAGACAGAACCACCGAUGUUGAUGAGAGGAUCAAGUGUGUUGAGGAGGAUUUACCGAAGGACCAAGUUGAUUUAGGACUAAGAAGACAUGGUAUUUCUCUUACGGGGCACACAACGGUAGAAAAAGAAAAGGACAGACAAAGUGAUUCAGAAAGGAAAUCAGCAUCCGUAUCCCGUAGCUCUUCUAUUGGUUCUUCUCAGUCACACUCUAGACAGAUUUUCUCUUCAGGCCCAACAAGACCUCCCUUUAGAAUUCCAGAAUUUAGAUGGUCUUACAUUCACCAGAGAUUGUUAUCAGAUGUUUUAUUCUCUUUAGAAACAGACAUGCAAGUGUGGAGAAGUCACUCUACAAAAAGUGUUUUAGACUUUGUCAACAACAGCGAGAAUGCCAUCUUUGUAGUGAAUACUGUGCACCUCAUAUCUCAGUUAGCAGACAACCUCAUCAUUGCUUGUGGAGGUCUCUUACCUCUCUUAGCAUCUGCUACCUCACCAAAUAAUGAACUUGAUGUGCUGGAACCAACUCAAGGAAUGGGUGUAGAAGUUGCUGUGUCUUUUCUACAUCGACUAGUCAACAUGGCUGAUGUUUUAGUAUUUGCAUCUUCACUUAAUUUCUCGGAGCUAGAGGCUGAGAAGAAUAUGUCAAGUGGAGGUAUCCUUAGACAAUGCUUGAGACUGGUAUGUACAGUGGCUGUGAGAAAUUGCCUUGAGUGCCGUGAAAGAAGUCGUCUCCAGGAGGUUAAUGGAGCUGGUGGUAAUGGAAUCAAGCCCAUAAGUAAAUCUAGACAUAUUCAUUCUCUAAUCAGAGGAGCGCAAGCAUCUCCAAAGAAUAUAGUGGAGAAUCUUGGCACUCAAAACAGUCCUGUUAGAGACCCUGAAAAACUACUGCAAGACAUGGAUGUUAACAGAUUGAGAGCUGUUAUAUACCGUGAUGUGGAGGAAACAAAGCAAGCUCAGUUCUUAUCUUUAGCAAUUGUCUACUUCAUUUCGGUGCUUAUGGUGUCAAAGUAUCGAGACAUUUUAGAACCACCCACCAAUGCCUCCUCUUCACCACCCCCACCACCGCAAACUGCUCACACCAAUGGUGCGUUUACACAGCACCAUUUCUCAGGUGAAAAAGGAGAAACAAAGGCAAUUCAGUCUAAAAGUGAAGAAGAGGAAAAGGAAAGCCCUAAACCAACCAUAAAAAGUGAAAAGGAGAAGUUGAAAGAUGAAGGUGAAGCUGCAGUUUUGCCCUUGGAUGGGCCCGCAACAGUAUCAGCUUUAGUAUCUGAGUGUGUAGACAAGCCUGAAUCAUUGAAGAGUGCAGCUUUGCCCUCAGUAACUCUUCCUGCCCUGACUCUUUCUGUCAUUCAGUCAAAUCUUAAACAGACAGUACCAACCAAUACCACCCAAGUACCCGUGGUACCUGAAAUCAAAGAAGGAAAAGAAAUAGCAAGUACAAGCAAUGAAGGGAAAAGUAGUGUUCAGCAAGCCAAAAAGGUCGCUCCCAUCUUUCCUUCGUUUUCACAAACUUUAGAUCCUAAAUAUAUGCCAGGAGGCUCAUCAGUGGGUAUAUUUGGGAAAUCAAAAGAAAAACCAUGGAAAAUGAAUUUGUUUGGUGGUCUUGGAAAGACUCCAAAAAAGGAUCAACCACAAUCCACACCACAGUCUGAAGCUGCCAAAAGUGCUGACAGUAAAGAAAAAUCAGCUGAAGGUACAGAGCGUACUGGGGAAGUAGAUGAAGAUGGAGAAUAUGAGGUAAUUGUUGUUGACCAACAUAAUUCAUCUAUAUUAGCAUCUGAUCACUGUUCCACUGCAUCAUCUGGACCACCUUCCUUAAAGUCCAAUCACACUAUAGGAACUGGCCCUGUUCCUAAGUAUGGUUGUAAUGCCUAUGGAGCUAAGGUUUCUAAGCCUGUAGCUCGCAACAACAUGAUUAACCCUAAGGGCUCUGAAGCAGGUGAAGGAGGUAGUGAUGUUGGCUCAGCAGCAGUAAGUCUAAAUGAAGAACAAAAUUCACAGCCAGCAGACGAUGCUUGGACUGAUGUCAAUCUCAAUGAUGGAACUCCAGAUGAGAUGGAUGCUAAAUCCCCGAAAUCAGUGUACGGUGUUAAUGAAACCAAUGAGAUAUCACAGCUUCAGCAACAGCAGCAUGGUAGUCAACAGCAGCAGCAGACCUCUUCGCAGCUAUCGCAAGCACAGAAUCUAUCACAAGACCCUCAGCAGCAGCUUCCUGGCCAAAUCUCUGUUCUUUCCUCUCCGUCCAACAUGCCAGAUCCUGUUACUUCUACAGUAAAACACCAUCGACCAGAAGAUUUGAAUAUUAAGCCCUUUCUUAGCUCUGACUUGCCCAUUCCUACGCCGUCCCGGGAAGCAUCCCUCACACAGAAACUUGAGAUGGCACUGGGAUCUGUAUCUCCCCUUCUCCGGGAGAUCAUGGUGGACUUUGCACCAUUUCUUUCUAAAACUCUUGUUGGAUCCCAUGGGCAGGAGCUCCUCAUGGAAGGUAAAGGACUGAUGACCUUCAAGCACAGCCAAAGUGUUGUGGAACUUGUUAUGCUUCUUUGUUCACAAGAGUGGCAGAACUCUCUCCAGAAGCAUGCUGGUUUGGCCUUCAUUGAAUUGAUAAAUGAGGGAAGACUUCUAUCGCACGCCAUGAAGGACCACAUAGUGCGAGUUGCCAAUGAAGCUGAGUUUAUCCUCAACCGAAUGCGAGCAGAUGAUGUGCUCAAGCAUGCAGAUUUUGAGUCUCUUAGUGCAACAACUGUGUUGGAACGUCGGGAAGAGGAGAAAAUGUGUGACCACUUGAUUACUGCUGCUAGGAGGAGAGACAAUGUUGUGGCUGCACGUAUCUUGGAUAAAAUUACCAAUAUCUUGUCAAAUAAACAUGGAGCGUGGGGCACUGCACUCCAUGCUCUUAACAAAGUUGCACCACCCCAGUUUUGGAAGCUAGAUUCUUGGGAGGAUGACUCUCGGAGAAGAAAGCGUUUUGUGCCAAAUCCCUUAGGUUCUUCGCAUCCUGAAGCUACUCUGAAAGCUGCUAUUGAGCAUGGAGCUCCUGAGGAUGCAAUCCUUCAAGCUAGAGAAGAAUUCCAUGCUCAACUUGCAGCACAGAGGAGGUCCAUGCAGCAGCCACUACAGUCUCCUGACCUUUUGGAUGACUCAGAACUAGCCACUGAUGACCGAGAUCUUGAUGCUGAUGUUACAGGAAUGGUGAAUAUGAGUACACGUGCAAGACUUAUUGCUCCAGGACUGGUAGUGCCAGGUACUGUGUCAAUAACAGCAGCAGAACUAUACUUUGAAGUGGACGAAGAGGACCCAGAAUUCCGGAAAGCUGAUCCUGAGGUGGUCAAAUACUGCGAACAUGUUCACGGAAAGUGGCACUUCAGCGAAGUGCGCGCCAUCUUCAGUCGACGAUACCUCCUGCAGAAUACAGCCCUCGAAAUAUUCCUGGCUUCGAGAACGUCGGUGUUCUUCGCCUUCCCGGACCAGGCGACGGUGAAGCGCGUAGCCAAGGCCCUUCCCCGGGUGGGCGUCGGCAUCAAAUAUGGCAUCCCUCAGACUCGCAGAGCUUCCAUGAUGUCCCCGAGGCAGCUCUUCCGCGCAUCCAACAUGACGCAGAAGUGGCAGCGGAGAGAAAUUUCCAACUUCGAGUAUCUCAUGUUCCUAAACACCAUCGCUGGGCGAACUUACAAUGACUUGAACCAGUACCCCGUAUUUCCUUGGGUUUUGACGAACUUCGACACACAUGAACUCGACCUCUCCCAGCCGUCCAACUAUCGUGAUUUGUCAAAGCCGAUUGGUGCCCUGAACCCCUCCCGCAGGGCGUUCUUUGAAGAAAGAUACAACUCGUGGGAGCACGACCAGAUACCACCAUUCCACUACGGCACUCAUUAUUCCACAUCGGCUUUCACACUUAAUUGGCUCAUCAGACUGGAACCCUUCACAACAAUGUUCCUCGCCCUGCAAGGAGGCAAAUUUGAUCAUCCAAACCGAAUGUUCUCCUCCGUUGCCACAGCGUGGAAAAACUGUCAGAGAGACACAUCCGAUGUCAAGGAACUGAUUCCUGAAUUUUACUACUUACCUGAGAUGUUUAUCAACUGGAACCGUUAUAAACUGGGAGCCACAGAGGACGAGGGCAUCGUCGAUGAUGUAGUUCUUCCUCCUUGGGCAUCGUCUCCAGAAGAAUUUGUUAGGAUAAAUAGAAUGGCACUGGAAUCAGAGUUCGUUUCCUGUCAGCUUCACCAGUGGAUUGACCUUAUAUUCGGAUACAAGCAACGUGGACCUGAGGCAGUUCGUGCUACGAAUGUGUUCUACUACCUCACUUAUGAAGGCUCUGUAGAUUUAGAUUCCAUUCAAGAUCUUGUAAUGAGAGAGGCCAUUGAGAACCAGAUCCGUAAUUUUGGCCAGACACCUUCACAGUUACUGAUGGAACCACAUCCACCCAGAUCCUCGGCCAUGCAUUUAUCUCCACUUAUGUUCUCUGGCGUUUGUGAAGAUGUUUGUAUGGUAAUGAAGUUCGUUAGCAAUUCUCCUAUCUGCCAUAUAUCUGCUAACACCUAUCCUCAACUACCCCUUCCAUCUGUCGUUACUCUCACAAAUAACCAUCAUUUUGCUAUCAAUCGCUGGAACACGAACUAUUCAGUAAAUGUACAGAGUCCAAGUUAUGCUGAAGGCAGUCAGUCACCGUCCACCCUCCUGCCUCUGUCCAUGGAUCCCGUCCUUCAGCAAGCUGCCUCGGGCAACAGCAGUGGUCAGCAAAUGAAAAGACAUUUAGGUGACAAUUUCAGUCAGAAAGUGCGCAUGAGGAGUAAUUGCUUUGUAACCACAGUUGAUUCACGAUUCAUCAUUGCUUGUGGCUUUUGGGAUAACAGCUUCAGAGUCUUCUCCACAGAGACAGCAAAAAUCGUUCAAAUAGUAUUUGGUCAUUAUGGUGUAGUGACAUGCUUAAGCCGUAGUGAAUGCAACAUUACCAGCGACUGUUAUGUAGCAUCUGGUGCCCAUGACUGUACUGUUUUACUGUGGCACUGGAACGCUCGCACACAGAUGAUUAUGGGCGAAGGAGACUCUCCAACACCACGAGCUACCCUUACUGGUCAUGAGACCGAAGUUACGGCAGUUGUUAUCUCUGCAGAACUUGGUCUUGUUGUGUCUGGUUCAAAAGAUGGACCUGUACUAAUCCACACAACAUCUGGAGAUCUGCUGAGAUCUCUGGAAGCCCCUGAUGGAUUUCUGUCACCUGAAAAUGUAGCCCUAUCCAGGGAAGGUCUUAUUGUCAUUAAUUACGACAGGGGACAUGUAGCUGCAUAUACAAUGAAUGGAAAGAAACUACGUCACGAGUCCCACAAUGAUAACAUUCAGUGUGUUAUUUUGAGCCGGGAUGGCGAAUACAUGAUGACUGGAGGGGACAAGGGUAUUGUGGAAGUCUGGCGCACCUUUUCACUAGCCCUUCUAUAUGCCUUCCCAACUUGUGAUUCUGCCAUCAGGUCUCUUGCCCUAUCUCAUGAUCAAAGGUUCCUGAUGGCUGGUCUUUCAACAGGCUCCAUCGUUGUUUUCCAUAUUGAUUUCAAUCGUUGGCAUCAUGAGUUUCAGCAGCGCUACUAAGUUGCUUAUGACCUUAGGAUUUAUAACAAGACUGACGUGAAUCGCUGUUUAAAAGGCAAAAUGAAAUUCAGCCUUUGAAAGAAGUGCUUUAAAUUUUUUAAUUUUGUAUGUACUUAUUAUAUACAUGUAUAUGUAUUUAUUUUAUAUAUUAUGUACAUGUGUAUUAACUCCUACACAUAUACAUAUAUAUAUAAUAUAUAUGUUUAAGUAGCUAUAAUGCACAACUGUAUUAAAACAUAUACAUUGUAAUAUAAUUAAAUUUGUAAAACCAGGUUGAUUAAUAGACUAUAUUAUACAGUACUGUAUAUCUUGACAUUAUCAAUACUUUGACCUAAUUCACAACAUAACACAAUGUACAUUAACUGCACUGUGUCUUUCCACUUCCACCAACUCGAAAAUGAGAAUCUUAGGAUGAGAAAACUUAACUUUGGGGUCUUAAAGGUGACCGUUCAUUAUUUAAAUUAUAUAUGACCAGUAUGCAAAAAGCUUCAAUGUCUUUUUAUAUAUACAGUAAUAUGUAGCUGCAAAGUUCUAUUAUGAUUAUUUGAGAGCAAAGGAGCUUCUACUAGGUAGAGUUUCAGACACCUAGUUGCUCGCAAUGCUUUGUGAUAGACUGUACUUAUAUUUCUAAAUUUUUCAUUGCUUAAAGAGCUGAAAUUGGGUUGCUAUAAACAAAUCAUGCCAUAUAGAAGUUUAAGAGGGUAAACCUGAAGUGAGACAUACAGAAUGUUAUUUCCUGAUUAAAAAAGAAAAAUGAAAAAAUCAAGCCAGAUAUAUUUUGCUCAUGCAUGCCCACUGCAGUUGACCACAAUAGGGAACUAGGCAAUGAAUUUCUUAUUAAGGGUAAAUAUUUUGAUGAAUCUGUAUAUGGGUAUAUAAACUAAACUUUAUAUGUAUAUUUAAGUGCAAUUUUUUGCUAGGAAUUUCAGUAUGGUAUAUUUAAUUUGAUUAUAAGUAAAGUAUGUAUAUAUGCACACACAUUAUAUAAAUAUAAAUAUAUAUAUAUGGGAGAUUCUUAUAGCAUACUGUUAGCUAGAUAAUUUAAGAGCCUAUUAUGUACUUCAUUAAAGCUUAUUUUUCUGUAGUUAGAGAGGAAAAUAAAAUUGAACAGUCCAACACUCAUCACCACUGGUCCAACUUCUGUUUAAAAGACCAGUGGCAAAGAUUCAUUAAGGCAUUUCUUUACGGCAAUAAUUAAGAAAGCCCAGGUGUUGCUUCUAGUCAGGUGUCGCUGUGCCAAAAAGGGGUCAGUUUUUAAAACAACAGAAAACUAAAAGACAAAUCCAAUGUUUCUAUAGAUUGUGACUGUUAGUAUUUAUAAUAAGAAAAGUGUUGUAUGUUGGUCAUUUAAAAAUAAGCAUUCAUGGUUCUUGUUGUUACUUAACACAAAUAUGAUGAUGAUGAUGAUGAUGUUUGCAUCAUUAAUUUUACGAAUGUGUCUUUCUAUGAACGCUUGAGCAGAUUUUGUGGUAUCAAAAUGUUUGAAAGUUGCAGCAAUGAGCUAAUGAUUUUGAAACACGCCAUCUUUUUAUGAUUACAGUAAUGUGAUGUUUAAACUGAAAUGGUAAUGAAUGAUUAGAUAUCAUAGUUACAUUAAUAAUGAUAUAUAACUGUUCAUUAUUACCAAGUAGAUAUUUCUAGAGAUUUUAUUUUCUGAAGCUGUACGUGUUAGGAAACUACAGUAAUUUAGAGGGAAUUAUUAGACUUGAUGAGCUCUUUUUAACAGAGGUCUUAAGGAAAUUUUUAGAUUUUAUGUACAGUGGUAGGGUUAUAGCUUGAAAAGGGAAUUGUAAUCAAAUGGCAGAUUCAGAAUGCUAAUAGCAUCAUGUGUGGAGAUGAAUCAUUAUUCUGUAGAAUUAUAACAUAUUGUGCAUUUUAAUUCUUUUCCCUUAUAAAAACAACUGUGUGUAUUAACUUGCAGAGUUAUUUCCUUUUAUUUGAAAUCUUUCAAAUUCUACAAACUCCUUCAUAGUUGAAAUCACAGCUCAAGGACCCCAGGCAAGCUUGGCACUGAAACUAACCGACCAUUCCCUCCAUCAGUUGUGUUUGUGAUAGCUGCUCAGAACAUUGUAUAUAGUGAAUUACCAAGCUCACUGUCCAUGUAAUAUAAAGCAGAGUUUCCACAUGUGAGGAGAGCUUACACUUCUCGUUCUUGUGGUUGUCAUGUGCUUGAGUGACUUGUAUAAAAUAAGGAACUGCAGCUGGCAUCAGUUUUAAUUACUGCCAUCUUGCAGUCACGUUGUUUGAUAUGAAUAUUUAGAAUUUAGCUUAUUUUGGCAAGUUAUAAUAUUUGACUGUACACUUACCAUCAUUAAUUAUUUUAUAAAAUUCCUGAUGGUACACUUUUUCCAUGUCACUGGAUAUGCACUUGGAAUUAAUUAAUCAAGUUGUUUGAGCAUAUUAUACAGUUCUGCAUUUUUUGCAAUUUAUUUUUGCUUUUGUAGUAGGAUGCACAUGUAUUUUUUGGCCCAAGGAACUGAUUGUAAUUAGAGCUUAACCAAUGUUUGUCUAAGUAAUCAGUUCUAUAAAACUUGAAAUCGCAGACAAAUUUUGGGAAAAUUAAAUUAUACAUAGUGGUGUUUGUUGAUUGAUCAGUGGUGUUAAGGUUUGAAAGCUUGCAAAGGGUAAAUCCAGAUCGAGUUAAGCUCGUUGUUUCUUUUUGGACUAGUAAAGUACUGUGUCCAGUGUUAGACUUAAGACUGCUAGUAUGAUUUUUAUGAAAAAAUUAUUCAGUCACUAUUACUUAGUGAUUUAUUGUAUAAAGUAUUAUAAUUAUACUAUAUGGGAUGUUGUCAGUUUGGGUAUAUGAUUAAGCUUUCAGUGCAAAAUCAGGUUUUACCAUCAAAAUGUCACUUUUCUUUCCUUUAUUAAACUUCACAUGGCAUAGGAUUGGCAUAGCAGUCAUGAACUGGGCACAUACUAAUGGUGCAGCAGCCUCCAUCUCUUUAAUAUUAUUUCAUCUAUGAGAAUUCAUAACAUUGGUCAUCAAUCUUUCUUGCAUAUAAAUACUCAGGCCAAUGCAACCUUUUCUAACAAUAUUUUUGUUCAUAGGAUUAAUGUAAUUAGUGAAUGGAAUGAUCAUCAAUAAAAAUCUAUUUUGAUAAGUUAGUCAAAGUAAAACAAACACAUCCAGGACAUUAGCCUGAGUAUAUCACAACAUAUGGUGGAGGUUGUUAACAAGUUUUUGACAGCUGUAACCAAUACUACCGGUCUGACCAUCCUCCCUCACUCCUUAUUGUUAAAGUUAGUGUACGUAGAAUGGCCAAUAAAGGAUAUUACUAAU